This is a messenger RNA of Carassius auratus (goldfish), 2072 nucleotides long. RefSeq names its product squalene synthase-like. The transcript is spliced from 7 exons. Bases 291 to 1625 code for a protein of 444 amino acids. Gene Ontology annotation, biological process: cholesterol biosynthetic process; farnesyl diphosphate metabolic process. Lineage: Eukaryota; Metazoa; Chordata; Actinopteri; Cypriniformes; Cyprinidae. Gene Ontology annotation, cellular component: endoplasmic reticulum membrane. The record is from RefSeq and is a predicted model, not a curated record. Gene Ontology annotation, molecular function: squalene synthase [NAD(P)H] activity.
GUGUGUCCAGAAGUGCGGACUUGGCGAACUGCGCGCUCUGAAAACAUGCGCGUGCUUUAUUGCUAAUAGCGGGGAGGAUAAUUAAUAUGCGUAAACCUCAAUAUGAGGUGAAACGCUCUUAUAGUCUGUUUACAUAUCAGAUUACAUAUAGGCGUGCUUUAAAAACGCGUCCUUCUGACGCUCGGUUUCACUUCCUCUCUGGCGAAUGGCUUUACUUAGAGUUUAACUGAAGUUGGAAAGUUGUGCACUGCUUGUAAACAGAAGCAGGAGCUGCAGGAGCUCGUUCGCUCAUGGCUGUGGUCGGCGGUAAGAGCGCAGCGCCGUUCUCCGUGAUCAAGCGCUCGUUGUCGCUGCGCUCGGUGCUCUCCGGCGGGCGGCGCAGUGCGCAGGAAGGGCGGCUGGUGACCCGUGCUUCUCACCCGCUCCGGACUCACCGACACCCCUCCUUUGUGUGCUUCUCCUGCCAGGACUCCAUGAGCGAAACCCUGCGGACCUGCUACGCGUAUCUGAACCAGACCAGCCGGAGCUUCGCGGCGGUGAUCCAGGCCCUGGACGGAGAGCUACGGCAUGCGGUGUGUAUUUUCUACCUGGUUCUGCGAGCUCUGGACACAGUGGAGGAUGACAUGAGCAUCCCGCUGGAGAAGAAGGUCCCAUUGCUGCAGGACUUCCACACGUUCCUCUAUCAGCCGGAGUGGAGCUUCAGCGAGAGCAGAGAGAAAGACCGGCAGGUGCUGGAGGAUUUCCCCACGAUUUCGGUGGAGUUCAGGAACUUGGGCCAGGAGUAUCGCGAGGUGAUUUCAGACAUCUGUUACCGGAUGGGUGUGGGGAUGUCCGAAUUCCUGGAGAAGAAGGUUUCAUCCAUGCAGGAGUGGGACAAGUACUGUCAUUACGUGGCGGGUCUGGUGGGGAUCGGACUGUCCCGUCUGUUUUCGGCGUCCCAGCUGGAGGACGCUGAGGUGGGCUGGGACACAGAGCUGGCAAACUCCAUGGGUCUGUUCCUCCAGAAGACCAACAUCAUCAGAGACUAUCUGGAGGACCAACAGGAGGGAAGAGCCUUCUGGCCACAGGAGGCCUGGAGUCAGUUUGCGUCCCGUCUGGAGGAUUUUGCUCGUCCUCAGCACCUGAGCUCUGCUCUGUCCUGUCUCAACCUGCUGGUGACCGAUGCUCUCCAUCACGUCCCAGACGUCAUCGAAUAUCUGUCCCGCCUCCGCAACCAGAGCGUCUUCAACUUCUGUGCCAUUCCUCAGGUGAUGGCGAUAGCGACUCUGUCGGCGUGCUACAACAAUCCUCAGGUGUUUCAGGGGGUGGUGAAGAUCCGGAAGGGUCAGGCCGUGACGCUCAUGAUGCAGGCCACAAGCAUGGGUGCCGUCCAGAGCAUCAUCGCACAAUACAGUCAAGAGAUCCUGCAGAAAGUGUCCGCCUCGGAUCCGUCCCGAGAGAAGACUCUGCGCAUCCUGAGCCUCAUCCGAGAGAAGAGUCUGUCUCCGGCCGCGCUCUCGUCCCGAGCGCACCACAUCUCUCCCGUCUACAUCUCGGCCGCUAUGCUGUUAGCGGCGCUCAGCUGGCAGUACAUGAACGCCGCGGCCGGACAGCCACCAGGGGGCGCUGACAUGCACGGACACUGAGACACACGCGGAGCAGCGCUGAACUCACUGCCAAACCACAGAACCAGUCGGGGAUCUUUAGGGAUCUUUCUGUGACACUCAAUGAUGUUCAGGUCAUUUUCACCCCAAAAUCAAAUGAGAAAACAAUAAGAAAUAGUACAAAAUCUGCUCUAAAAUGAGCAUUUAUAUACAUUUUUAAUACAUUUUAUUAGGUUUUAUAUGUGUAAUACAUGGAAAAGCGUGUGUGUCUGUAUAUAUGUGUGUGUGUGUGUGUGUGUUCAAAAUCAAAUAAAAAAAAAAUAUAUAUGUAAUACAUAAAUAAAAAAUGUGUGUGUUUGUAUAUAUAUAUAGAGAGAGAGGGAGAGAGAGAUAAAAAGAAAAAAUAUAGCUUUCUGUGUAUUAUAUACAAACUAAUUUAAUAUAUAAAAUUAUACAAGUAGUUUUAUAUAUUUAAUGAAAAUUAUAAAA